AUGCUAACAAGACAAAGCUUAUUAAGAGUUGUUACUAAACAACAGCAUUAUCAACAAAAUGCUUUAUUAUUAGGCAUUUCGAGAGCCUAUAGCCAAAAGGUUUCUCUUUUUCAUUCAAAUAAAAGAUGGAUUUCAAUGUACAAUGCUAAGGAAGCACAUGGUAAUGUUUUACCAAAUCCAUCUUUGAAUACAAAAAAGCAAGGAAUUAGUUUAAGUGUGGCCGCUUUUCUUGCUGCUGGAUGUUUUGUUGGGUGGUUAGUUGAGCGUAGACGCAACAUCAAAUAUACGUUAGACGCCUCUGGAGAAGGUAUUGAAAUAGAUGCAGGGAUUUCGCCAUAUCCAACUUCUAUUAACGCUCGUGAAGGGAUGCUUGGUACUACAUAUACACUUUUAGGGUGUGGGGUUCGUUACAUCUCUGUUGCGACUUUCCGUCUUUAUGCAUUAGGUAUUUACGUAGCUUCAAAUGAAACCUCGAAGAUUGUCAAUAGCUUAAGAGAAACAAUGAAAAAAAACCCUGAAGUCUACCCAGUCGAUGCGAAUUUAAAAGAAUAUGAAAUUGUUGAAAAUUAUUUGAAGGAUCCUAGUAAAAAUGUUUUAUUAAUUGACAAUUUAAUGAAUACUCAGAUCAAACUAUUGGCCAAGUUAACACCAUUAAGAAACACUGAUUUUACUCAUUUUCGUAAGGGGAUUGUGAAGGCAGUUAACAAGCACCCAGAAGCAUCAAAGCACAGAGAAGAAAUUGAUAAAGGUUUUGAAGAGGUUGACCAAGUGUUCACAAGAAAAGGUACUUUGGCAAAAGAUGAUGAUUUAUACUUGGAACUAAAACCAAACGGUUCCAUGGAAAUUUCUACCUUGAGACGCAAGAACGACUCAUAUGAAAAAAUUUGCACCAUUCAAAAUCCUAUUAUUGGUAAGUUGAUGUUUAGUCAAUACAUGUGUGGACCAAACGCGCCUUCACAAAUGGCUAAAGAUGCUGUUGCCGCCAGUAUUGUUGAUUUAUUUAAGGAUGAAAAGGCAAAUUAA
Molecule: messenger RNA, 1023 nt
Organism: Henningerozyma blattae CBS 6284
Lineage: Eukaryota; Fungi; Ascomycota; Saccharomycetes; Saccharomycetales; Saccharomycetaceae
Product: chalcone isomerase domain-containing protein
Exons: 1
Coding region: 1-1023 (340 amino acids)
Molecular function (GO): intramolecular lyase activity
Source: RefSeq, a predicted model, not a curated record